Dunckerocampus dactyliophorus (ringed pipefish) is the source of this 3191-nucleotide messenger RNA. It is a transcript of the gene tmem175, whose product is annotated as transmembrane protein 175. Lineage: Eukaryota; Metazoa; Chordata; Actinopteri; Syngnathiformes; Syngnathidae. The record is from RefSeq and is a predicted model, not a curated record. Bases 507 to 1664 code for a protein of 385 amino acids. Gene Ontology annotation, cellular component: endosome; lysosome. The transcript is spliced from 8 exons. Gene Ontology annotation, molecular function: potassium ion leak channel activity; proton channel activity.
CCUCUGUUGGCGUGGCAACCAAACGUCCUGCUUCCUGUGUGAAUUCCUACUUCCUCCUCUUAUUCCUCUUUGGUAUCUUACUUUUCUUUUUGAACUUUCAUCUUGUUGUCCUCUUCUGACUUCUUGUUAUUCCUGUUUGCCAUUUGAGUUGUUCCUCUUUGUCUUUGAGUUGUUCCCAUUUGACCCCCGAUUGAUCCUGUCUGUCCCCAGGCUGUUCCUGUCCAACCUCUCGUUGCGUCAUCUGACUUGUUUCUGUUCACCUUUUUCUUAUUCCUGUUUGGCCUUUGUUAUUCAUGCCUGAUUUGUUUUUGUUCCUGUUUGCCCUUUGGAUUGCUCCAGUUUGACCUGUGAUUGUUCCAGUGUGACUUCUUCUAGGGUUGGUUGUUCGUGUCCCGUUCCGUUGUCUGACACCUACUUGUUCCUGUUGGACCUUCGCUGUUCCAGCCUGGUUAUUCCAGGUGAUCGUGCGGAUCGACGACUGCGUGGCGUUGUUGAACCUGGCGUGCAUGAUGCUGAUUACCUUCCUGCCGUACACCUUCUCGCUGAUGGCCACCUUUCCCGCCAAUGUGCUGGGAAUCCUCCUCUUCUGCGGCUGUGUCAUGGUGAUAGGUCUCAUUCAGUCGGUGAUCGUGUUGUACGCCUUCAGUCGGCCGUUCCUCCUCAACCAGCACAUCCAGGAGUCGGAGAAUCACGCCUUCUACAAGCAUCACAUCCUCAAAGUCCUGCUGAGGGUUCCUCUCAUGUGCCUCUUUGCUAGCAUCUUCUCUUUCAUCCUCUUCCAGCUGUCGUACGUGUUGCUGGCGGUCGUCAUCUUCCUGCCGUACAUCUCUCAGUGCGCCAAGUGGUGUCGCGUCAAACUCAUCGGUCCGCUGGAGGAGACUCCGGACUCUGUGAUGUUCUACACGUACCUUCCCAGCGAGCCGCUCAGCAAGGAGCGCGUGGAGGCCUUCAGCGACGGCGUCUACGCCAUUGUGGCGACGCUCCUCAUCCUGGACAUUUGCGAAGACAACGUCCCCGACCCGAGCGCGGUCCAGAAGCGCUUCGGAGGCAGCCUGGUGGCCGCCCUGCAGGCUUACGGUCCCGAGUACCUGGCAUACUUCGGCUCCUUCGCCACAGUGGGCCUCCUGUGGUUCGUGCACCACUCGCUCUUCCUGCACGUCACCAAGGCGACGCGGCUGAUGGGCCUGAUGAACACGCUGUCGCUGGCCUUCGUGGGCGGCCUGCCGCUGGCCUACGAGCUGACGCACGAGUUCCCGCGCGACUCCCGCAACGAGCUGGAGGCGGUCCAGACCAGCUGCGUCAUCGUCUUCUUCGCCGGCGUCUUCCAGCUGGCCAUCUGGGUGGUGGCGCUCUACAACGAGCGGGAGACGCUGCACCCGACGGUGCGCCACGGCGGGCGGGAGCACGUCUUCAUGCUGGCCAAGCUAGCGCUCUAUCCCUGCGUGGCGCUCGGGACCUUCUUCCUCACGUGCGUCCUGAGUCGCUUCAGCGUCACCAUCUUCCACCUGAUGGAGAUCAUCGUGCCUUUCGCCUUCCUCCUCUUGCGUCUGCUGGUGCGCGUCGCCUUAGUGCUGCUGCGACUCCUCUUCGGUCCCCAAAGGAGCGAGCCCGGGAACGUGGAGGAAGACGAGACGAGGGUGCCUUUCAACCCUUUAGUCACCUAGUUAGUGGAGAAGGGGCGGGGCUAGGUGUACAACGUGAGACCUAGAGGGAUGAAAGCAGGAAGCGAUCGACGAGUGGACACAUGCCGCUAAAGAGUCUUUCCGCCGUCGUAAAAUUUGAGCGCAGAAGAGGAAGCAAACAUGACACACGUCACAGCUACUGUCAUGUCGUCUUGCCAACUCCAGGUGGCGCUAGUGCCACAUUAUUUCCGUCCAUAUACGUUUCCUCUCAAGGCCCAUAAAAAUACAUCCCGAGACUGUCAAGUGCAUGCCAAAGCGACAGGUAGCGCUGUAACCUCAAACUGUAACAACGUCGUAGCCAAUCGGAAUCCUGAAGAAAGCCAUUUCCAGAAAAUACAGGCACCUUGUGUGCAUUUUGUAAUUUUUCGGUGUAAAGGUGAACACGUAGACCAGGGGUGUCUUUUUAUUGGCCCGCGGCACAGUCUAAAAAUAAAAGCGAACCAAAAAACUAAACGAGCAAAAAAGAAACCAAAAAAGGGAAAGUAUACAUGUUGAUAACACUAAUAAAUACAAUCAGCUUGGUCUUCUACAACUUAAAACUGACACGUGUCUUCUAAAACUCCGCGUGCGUUCGUGACACUAGCAAAACAAGCUAGCUAACGGCAAACGAGAGCAUGGAUUAGCUCAGGACCCACAAUUUGCCAUAAAAAAGGUAGUCUCUCAUCUUGUUUUCCGCCCAGAUUAUUCGUCCUCCCGUCCAAUGAGAAGAGAAAUGAGUGAUGUCACUGAUAAACGUUAAUUGACGUCGCCGUAAAUAUCAAAUUGCACUUUUUCCGUUGUUCAGGGGUGGCUGUGAACAGAGCACACAAGACUCAUAGAAAGCACUUUAAUUAGACGUACUAAUCGUUUGCGUUUAUGAAAGUUAUUACGACCUGUCAACAGCCCAGUUUUCUCCGGGAAACUUGGGUAUUUUGCCAUUUUCACCAAGUAAAUUUUCCGUAUUUUAACUUUAUUCAUAAACUACUAUGGUGGGUUUAUCUAACCACCUCGUGUAGGUUGCAGUAUACGCCACGAGAUGUCGCUCUUGCUUACUUGUUAGCCAUGUAUGACUUCUGUUGUUCUCUCUCGUUUUGCUUUUGAUGAACAAUCUCGCCGUCUGACGAAUUGGGUUGUAUUUCACUUAUCGUCCUUUCGUCGGUUUGUGAAAGGGAAAUCCUCCACAUUUAACCCAACAUCGGCAAACUACGGUUUUGUAUGGCAGCUGACUGGUGUAGUUCACCCUCCGCGUCGCUGGGUGGCGGUAGUAGACAGAAGCCGUAAGUAGUUUGGGCUCGAUGACUGUUAAAUGUUGACCGGGUAGCUAUUUUGCUUUUGGAUCAACGUAAUGCCAACUAUUGCGUGUGUGUUGCUUUUGUUGCUUGUAUAAGACUAUUAAAAGACGAUUGUAUAAAAUAUGUUCAGAACCGCUUACUAUUUGGACAGGAAAUGUCCCUUUUGUCUCACUUAAAGCAUGUGUGGUAUAAUAUGAAAUUAAUAACUGGAGGAAUAUAAUUAGCGAGGUGCCCAAAG